This is a messenger RNA of Ectocarpus sp. CCAP 1310/34, 1258 nucleotides long. The record is from the annotation of a GenBank genome assembly. NCBI's taxonomy places the organism in Eukaryota, Phaeophyceae, Ectocarpales, Ectocarpaceae.
AUGCAUCUCGAAGAUGAGUGGGAAGGGGGCGUUCGUUGGGCUGAUUGGGAUGCUUUCGUAGGGGAGGACUUUGUCGUGAAGCGGCAGAAACGAAGAAGGCAAGGAGACAGUUUUCGGAGCCCGCCUCCCUUCGUGGAGUCGUCAGCUCCGUGGGCAAGGGAAGACACCGGUGAUGAGCCCCUGUUUGGCAUCCGAAAGAAGAUAUUCCGGUACAACACCAAAAACCUCGUCUUCGCGAGCAUCCCGCUCUGUGUCUUCAACGAUGCCUUCAACGCAUGGUCAAUGUCCAUCAAGAUUUUUCUACGUGGGGGUCCGCUCACGUGGGUGUCAGACUCCCCACAAAGAGCGAAGCUCCUGUACUGCAAGCACCCCAACAAUUCCACCAAGCUACCGUGCCCGUAUUGCAAGUUCGACCAAGACGAACGUCUUCCAACUUGCGGCGACCUCGGGAACGCAAGGCACGACGUUGAGGCAAACAGGCGGACGUGGGGGGAAGCCCAAGAUGGCUGGCGCGAGUUGCAGGCAUUGGACUUGGCCCCGAACGAGCAGACGAAGCGCUCGGCGGAACUGGGAAUAUGGCGCCUACGGGAGUUAGCGGCGGUGUCCUCGGACGCCCGCUGUGGGACAAGGUGUUUAUAAACCCUGCACGGCACGUCCCCGUCGAGAGUCUUCAUGCCGAUGCGCUGGGGGCGCAGACGUUGGUGUAGUUUUUUUUUCUGGCCCUCCUGAACGAAGCUGGCCGGGGAGUGAUCUCCUCCAUCCUACGGCAAGGCAGCACGCUGUACCCACCAGCUACAGCACCAUUGAAAGACAUAUGCACCAAGUAUUCCUCCCUGAAGGGUAGUGACACGUGGCUAUUGGGAUCGAUCCUGCUGCUUGUGUCCCGCUGUGUCCUCCAUGACGCGACAGCACUGGUAAUAUUGGUCUGUAUUGCCUACACGUGAGGGUGCGGGUUGUUUUGCGGGUUCAUGCGAUAUGCCGUGGUUCCCGUGAAAAUACUGCUUAUUACCAAUAAACGAUUGAGAUGUUAUGCCCGCGGCCCCCUGCAAAUAUACGAUAAUGUCGACGGGUGCGUUAUGAUGAGCUACCGUAGGGUUGCGGAGACUAUGUGGACAACCACCAAUGUCCAAGCACCUUUUUUUUUUUUGUUCACCUUUUCGCGUCCAUCUUGCGCAGAAAGAGUACGUGAAGCCACGAGAACUACAAGCCUUGAAAGACACAUGGGGAGGAGAGCAGGCCGUGUUGGCGCAACUGCGGA